AUGCUAAGAAAGACUGAUACAAAUGUGGUUUGCAGAUUACCAGAAUGUGUCACGUUCGAAGAAGCUGCCCUUUUAGAACCCUUGUCAGUUGGUGUUCAUGCCUGUCGACGAGCGAACAUCGAAAUGGGACAAAACAUCUUGGUGCAAGGAGCAGGACCAAUAGGAACGUUAUGUAUGAUGACAGCAAAAGCAAUGGGAGCAGCACAGGUUGUGAUCACGGACUUGGACCAAGGUCGUUUAGCCCUUGCAAAGACGCUCGGAGCUGACCAUGUUGUUUGCGUCAGGGGCAUGUCAGUGUUGGACGUUCAGGAUGCGGUACUCGAUUGCUUACAUUGCGAACCCGAUGCGACCAUAGAAUGCACUGGAGUGCAGGCUUGCAUGGAGUCAUCUAUCUUGGUAGCCGCUAAAAAUUCAAACCCUUGAGA
Molecule: messenger RNA, 425 nt
Organism: Cylicostephanus goldi
Lineage: Eukaryota; Metazoa; Nematoda; Chromadorea; Rhabditida; Strongylidae
Source: the annotation of a GenBank genome assembly